Phyllopteryx taeniolatus (common seadragon) is the source of this 4094-nucleotide messenger RNA. Its product is annotated as desmoglein-2-like protein. Gene Ontology annotation, molecular function: calcium ion binding. Lineage: Eukaryota; Metazoa; Chordata; Actinopteri; Syngnathiformes; Syngnathidae. Gene Ontology annotation, cellular component: desmosome; plasma membrane. The transcript has 14 exons. The record is from RefSeq and is a predicted model, not a curated record. Bases 174 to 3653 code for a protein of 1159 amino acids. Gene Ontology annotation, biological process: homophilic cell-cell adhesion.
UUUGGCGGAGGGAGAGAGGGAGGGACCAGCCCGUCCAGCCGCCCGUUGCGCUUAAAUGUUCUUCCUCCUCGCACCGCGAAGGGUCAAAGUUUGCCAGCAACAAUAGACGGAAAAUAACGUCCCCGAAAAUUCAGGAUUAUCAAGUGGCCUUUUUGUUGUUGUUGUUGUUGACGAUGGCUCCGCUGUCGUGCUGCACGAUCGUCGGUCUACUUUGCUGCUGGACGCUUGUUCCUGUGCGGGCAGAAGGAAAUGAGCUACGCAGGCAGAAAAGAGAUUGGAUUCGUCAUCCCAGGCAGCUGAAGGAGAACCACGACUACUCCGGCAUAAACAUCGGCAGAAUUCGUUCCGAUAAAGAGAACUUUACGAGGAUACUGUAUUCGCUAAGGGGGCCUGGUGCUGACGAGACUCCCGUUCGCGUAUUCGGGGUGGAACCAUUAACUGGGUUUUUGAAGGCCUAUAAAGUUUUGGACCGCGAAGAGAUUGCCUUUUAUGAUUUAAAAGGAGUUGCAAAAUAUGAAGACGGGACUCGUGCCGAAAAGGACGUGGACAUCAGAAUUACUGUGGUGGAUGAAAAUGACAACACACCCAUAAUUAAAGCAGACCAAGUGGGAUCCGUCAGUGAAUCAUGCGCCGCAGGCACAGUCGUCAUGAGGGUGAACGCCACCGACGCCGAUCAAGAGGGCACCCUCUACUCCCAAAUCUAUUAUAAAAUCGUGGAGACCAGCAGCACUGCCGGCAUGUUCUUCAUCCACUCUCAGACCGGAGAGGUCUCGGUUCUGCGAAACACUCUGGACAGGGAGACAAAAGAUACAUACAAGGUGGUCGUCAGAGCUUCUGACUUGAAUGGACAAGCUGGAGGAAAUGUGGGAAUGGGAGAAAUUGAGAUCAAAAUCCUGGACAUAAAUGACAACAUACCCACUCUGGAAAAAGAAUCGUACGAGGGCAGCGUGGAGGAGAACACCAUCAACGUGGAAGUGCUGAGGAUUCAGGCCAUCGACUUGGACCUGAAAUACACCGACAACUGGCUGGCGGUCUUUCAAAUCGUCUCAGGGAACGAAGGAGGACACUUUAACAUCACCACGGAUGCUAAGACCAACCAGGGGAUUAUUAUGAUUCAGAAGGAGCUGGACUACGAGGAGAUCAAGUCACUCAACUUGGCGGUGGUCGUUUCCAACAAGGCCAAGUAUGAUUUCGGAAGCUCUUCGACCUCCACUUCCAUAAUCUCAAAGUCCUACUCGGUGAGGAUCAACGUGGUCAAUCAGAAGGAGGGUCCCCGUUUCCAGCCGUCGGUCAAAGUGGUGACUUUGUCUGAGGACCGCUCGUCUAUCUCCAUCAACACCGUCAUCGCCACUUACAGCGCCAUUGACAGCGACACGCGGCAGACUGCCACCAAUGUUCGGUACGUUAAAUACCGCGACAAUGACAACUGGUUGAUCAUUGACGAGAAAACCGCAGAAAUUAGGCUGAAUAAACUGCCGGAUCGAGAGUCCAAGUUUUUGAUCAAUGGAACGUACUACGCCCAAAUCAUAUGCAUUAGCAAAGAAGUGUCCUCAAAGACCGCUACGGGGACCAUCGCCAUUCAGGUGCAGGACUUCAACGAUCACUGUCCCAGAGUGACCACUACAAGUCACACCAUGUGCUACGGCGAAAAUGUCAUCUACGUCACGGCCGUAGACGAGGACAGAUUCCCCAAUUCAGCCCCGUUUGAGUUCACCAUGAGUUCCACGGGAAGCCAGGGGAAGUGGUCGGUGGAGCAUCUCAACGCGACGACGGCAAUCCUGCGAGAUCAAGAGCACUUGUGGCCGGGCAUGUACAAAGUGGCCGUUGAGAUCAAGGACCAGCAAGGAGAGUCGUGCGCCGACAUUCAGAUGCUCGACGUGGUCGUGUGCACGUGCGAGCCAAACACCAAAGGGUGUGGGGCCCGCAACGAAAGCCGUUCAUAUUUUGGCGUUGGUGCAAUUCUACUUUUGCUCUUGGGACUACUGCUGCUGCUCUUGGUGCCUUGUCUGCUGUUGUUCUGCCUGUGCGGAGGCACCGCAGGAGACUUCAAAAUCAUCCCAUUUGAGACCAAACAGCAGCUGAUCUCCUACCACACCGAGGGCCAAGGAGAAGAUAGGGAAGUCCCCCUCCUCCACACACCAGAUGGUGGACAGGUGAUUAUUUCCAAGGAGAUCAACACCUUAGGAGGAAAGGGAUACCUCGGGGGACUGGCUGAAGGGGGUGGAGCAAUUAUCUCUGGCAAUCAAAACUCCAUCCUAACAACAGACAAUGUGUACCUGUACAACAAGUACAACCGAUUUUCUGGCCAAGGACAGAUGAACGGCAUCAACGGCGGCGUGAUGACCGGACAAAGUCACUUCAACCAGUACAGAGGCGGGGCCUUUGACAACUUGGCGCUGUCUGAUCACUUCCUGGGGGAAUACUAUUCCAGUAAGUCCAACCAUGCUGCCCAGCAGUCCCAGGAGAAGGAUGCACUACUAGUCUAUGACUACGAGGGUGGGGAGUCUCUGUCGGGUUCUGUGGGCUGCUGCAGCCUCCACGAGAACGACAACGACCUUUCAUUCCUCGAUGACCUGGACCCUAAAUUUAAAACCUUAGCUGAGAUUUGCAGGGGGUCAGCUCAAGUGGAUGCGGGCAUAUGUAUCCAUCCAGCGGCCAGACCGGCGUCUCCUGUCAGGCCCUCCGUUCAGACGCACGUCCAGAGUCACACUGAAACCGUCAGAGACAGGGAUCGCAUCCAUGUGGACACCCUCAACACCUCCAAGGUAACAUCUGGAACGUCCACCUUUGUCCGAGAGGGAUCAUCCACACUGUCCAAGGUGCACGUCCAAGACAACGUCGUGAUUCCCAGUCAAACGCUGCUCGUGCAACAGCCCGCCUUGUACUACGCCACCACACCCAUGUAUGUCGUCGAGCCCCAGAACCAAAUGGUGCUUCUUGCGGGGGGCGCCCAGCAGGGAGUGAGUCAGGUUGGGCUGACGCGAGGCCAGGUUCAAGUCGGUCAGCAGGGAGUGGGUCAAGUUGGGCUGACGCAAGGCCUGGUUCACGUCGGUCAGCAGGGAGUGGGUCAGGUAGGGCUGACGCAAGGCCUGGUUCAAGUCGGUCAGCAGGGAGUGGGUCAGGUUGGGCUGACGCAAGGCCUGGUUCAAGUCGGUCAGCAGGGAGUGGGUCAGGUUGGGUUGAUGCAAGGCCUGGUUCAAGUCGGCGGCCUCCAAGGAUCUCAAGGCAUGGUGCUCGUGGAUGGGCAAGUGGCGCAAGGAACCUUACCACGACCAGUAGUAGUAGUGGAGAACGGCUCUACAGGUGGGGGGCACGGUGCAAAAGUUGCCCUUGUCCAGACCGGGCAGGGAUCUAGCAAGCAAGCAACCUUAUCUAGACAAGUAUUGGUGGUGGAGAAGGAGUCCUCAGGCGGGGGUGCACAAGUAGCCUUUGUCCAGACAGGUCGGGGAUCGAGUGAGCCAGGGUCAGACGUCAGGGGUCAAAGUGCGCAGGCUAAGAGUUUCUCACUGGCUUCUCAAGAUUCUACAGGUUCCAAGGAGGACUUUGUCCUGAAAGCCACACCCAAGUCGCAAGUCGGCCAGAGAGUGGUGGUGCAGCAGCGGAAGAAGGUGUCGGUUACAGAGAGGAAUAUAGAAUCUACGUCCAGAGCUUAAAGAAAAUAUUUGCUAUCGGCACGUCCACUGGAAAUACAUUACUGUACAAGCCACUGUAUAUGUCCUUGUCCUCCAUUACUGAUGAUUAGAAUGCUCCUUUGCAAAAACAACAACAGGGGGGAUAUCUUUGAUGCAGUUCUUACAUUCUGCCACUUUUUUAAAUCCUGCAAUUAAACCAGUGCAAUGAAUGCAGUACAUAUCGUUUUCUUUUGCACUUCUUUCUAGUUUUACAAAAGUGCUGUUCAAAGUUGUGUUUUGUGUGUGUGUGUGGGGGGGGGGGGGGGGGGAUUAAAUGAAUUGCUUUUCCUGAAGAUGUUAAAUAUUUCUCCCUCUGCUUUUCAUUGGCAGAUAUUUUAUACAAGUUCUAACUUUCUGAAUGUAAAUAGCAUAUAUUGCAUUAAAAACUGCUAAGUCUGUCGUAAUAAAAUUGAAUCGACAGUA